AAGCUGAGCGUUCAGUAACGUUUCAAAGCCAGACGCGCAAAGAUUGCUAAUUCCUACGCCCAAGUAGUCGACGAGCAUCAGAACAUGGAGCACAUUCGAUUCAUUGGCAAAGCCCUCACAGCCGUAAUCGCCGGCACUCUGCUGCUCCUGAUGACCGCCAUUUACCGGGAGGAAAACGACUCCGGCAACUCCCACUACAUCCACCCAAGACACACCAUGCAGUAGCUCCAUCGUGGCAUCUCUCUGGAGAUCGAUUUACCCUAGUCCGAUGUCCGAUCAAGCAAUCAAAUCGCUCAAAUCGCUCGAAAAUGCACCAGAAUAACCGGUUGAGUUUAUUAUCUUGGCAAAUAACGUUAGGAUUUAUGAACAUAAUUAUGUAAAACUCAACCCCUCGUCAAAUAGGAUAACUAAUCUAACUUACACGUGUGUGCUAUGAUGUUAGCAUCUAGAAAGAAUAAAUAUCAUUAGUUAUAGUUUAAAAAUAAAAUAUUAAUUGCAAUUAAAUCGAUUGAAUUGUUUACUUUCCAUCAACUUCCA
This is a messenger RNA of Drosophila erecta, 537 nucleotides long. RefSeq lists its product as uncharacterized. The transcript has a single exon. The record is from RefSeq and is a predicted model, not a curated record. Bases 85 to 225 code for a protein of 46 amino acids. NCBI's taxonomy places the organism in Eukaryota, Metazoa, Arthropoda, Insecta, Diptera, Drosophilidae.